AUGGUGUCUGAAAAUGUGAGUGAUGUGCUUCAAAGAAAGUUCCCACAAAAACUCAAGGAUCCGGGUAGUUUUUCUAUCAAUAUCACCAUUGGAGACAACCUAAUUGAAAAGGCUAUGCUUGACUUGGGGGCUAGCAUCAAUUUAAUGCCCUAUUCAGUGUGCCUUCAAUUAGGUUUGGGGGAUUUGAAGGCAACAACUAUUUCAUUGAAACUUGCUGAUCGAUCAGUGAAAUAUCCAAAAGUGUUGGACAUGGAAGAGGCUCCUAUACAUGAUCGUGAGUUACCUAUUUUGCUUGGGAGACCCUUUAUGGCCACGGCAAAGACUAUCAUAGAUGUGCAAAAUGGUCUCCUCACCAUGACCAUGCUAGGAGAAACUUUUUUGCUGGCACAAUCCAAUGAUCCAUUACAAUGUAUUUUGAGUCAAUCUCGAAAUGACUUUGAUGAAGAAUCUGCACUCAUGGAGAUGGUGGCUGCCUUGGAAGCAUUAAAACCAUAUCCCUCUACUCUUUCACCUCUUAUAGAGCCAUUAGAACCAUUUGCCACACAUCUAAUCCCUUUUGUUGUUAAACCUCCAAAACUUGAGCUUAAACCACUUCCAUCACAUCUAAAAUAUGCUUACCUAGCUAAGUUUGAAACUCUCCCAAUUAUCAUAGCAUCUGACCUCACCCCUUUGGAAGAAGAUAAGCUAAUUAGGGAGGGAGCGAAACCAACUCGUGAACCACAAAGAAGGCUCAAUCCACACAUGAAGGAAGUAGUGAGAGCUGAAGUGUUGAAGUUGCUAGAUGUGGGUAUCAUAUACCUGAUCUCUGAUAGCAAAUGGGUCAGCGCUGUUCAAGUAGUGCCUAAGAGGAUUGGAAUCACAAUGGUAAAAAAUGAGCACAAAGAGCUUGUUCAAACAAGACCUGCAGCUAGUUGGCGUUAUAAUCAAAUUGCGAUUGAUCCAGAAGAUCAAGAGAAGACUACAUUCACUUGUCCUUUUGGCACUUUUGCAUAUAGGAGGAUGCCUUUUGGCCUUUGCAAUGCCCCAACAACAUUCCAAAGAUGUGUUAUGCUGGGGCAUGUAAUAUUCAGCAAGGGUAUUGAAGUUGAAAAAGUAAAAAUUGACAUCAUCUCAAAUAUGGCAACCCCUACUUCAGUGAAGGAAGUGAGAAGCUUUCUAGGACAUGUUGGUUUUUAUUGUCGUUUCAUUAAGGAUUUUUCCAAGAUCAUUCAUCCAUUAUGCAAUCUUUUGGCCAAAGAUGAUGUAUUUCACUUUGAUAAAGAUUGUAUGAAUACAUUUAAUACCUUGAAACGUGAACUAACCUCUACUCCUAUCAUUAUGGCACCAGAUUGGUCUUUGCCUUUUGAGUUAUUGUGUGACGCCUCUGACUAUGCUAUUGGUGCUGUUUUAGGUCAAAAAAAGGAGUUGCUUGCUAUUGUUUUUGCUUUAGAGAAAUUUCGUUCUUAUCUUGUUGGCUCUAAAGUUAUUGUUUACUCUGAUCAUGCAACUCUUAGGUUUUUGUUGACCAAGAAAGAUGCUAAACCACGUUUGAUCAUAUGGUUACUCUUGUUACAAGAGUUUGACCUAGAAAUUCAAGACAAUAAAGGGAGUGAAAAUGUUGUUGCUGAUCACUUGUCACGCCUUGUUGAUGAAAACCAUGGAGAUGGACAAAUUUUGCCUCUCAACGAAUCAUUCCCGGAUGAACAACUCUUUGAGAGAAAGACGUUCUUUUCAAUGGUGAAACACUACAUGUGGGAUGAGCCCUAUUUGUUCAAGUGUUGCCCUGACCAAAUCAUUCGAAGAUGUGUUCCGAAGAGUAAGCAGCAAAGCAUACUAACAUUCAGUCAUGCAUUGGCAUGCAGAGGUUAUUUCAGUGCCAAAAAGAUAGCUUUAAAGUGUGAUAGGUGUCAAAAAAUGGGGAGCAUCAGUUGCAGGAAUGAAAUGCCGUUAAACAACAUUUUAGUGGUAAAGCUGUUUGAUGUGUGGGGAAUUGACUUCAUGAGACCAUUCCUAUCUUCUUUUGGAUACAUAUACAUACUAGUGGCAGCAGAUUAUGUAUCAAAAUGGGUUGAGGCAACAGCUACACGAACUAAUGAUCACAAAGUUGUUUUGAAUUUUCUCAAAGAUAUGAUUUUCACUAGGUUUGGAACUCCGAGAGCUAUCAUUAGGGAUGGUGGUAGCCACUUCUGCAACAAACCUUUCGAGGCAUUGAUGAAGAAGUUCAACAUCACACAUAAAGUGGCAACUCCAUACCAUCCUCAAACCUCUGGACAAGUGGAAAUCAUCAAUAGAGAGAUAAAGAACAUAUUGCUGAAAAUUGUCAGCCCUACAAGGAUUGGUCCCUAA
This is a messenger RNA of Prunus armeniaca (apricot), 2325 nucleotides long. Lineage: Eukaryota; Viridiplantae; Streptophyta; Magnoliopsida; Rosales; Rosaceae. The record is from the annotation of a GenBank genome assembly.